AUGCAGCUAAAUCAAUUAGAAAAUUUUAGAACUGAACAAGAUAAUAGUACUUUCUUUCAUUUAAUGUUAUAGUAGGUAAUCAUACUCUACAUGGCUAAUCUGGUCGAUAAUUAUUAGAUAGUGGAUCAAGAUAAAAAUAAUAAACUAUUGCCAAAAUUAAAAAAGCCUUAAAAACUAAUAAAGAAACACUUCGUACUUUAAGAGCUACAGACUUAGUUUCAGAUAGUAAAAAAUUGUAUAAUACUAAAAUUCAUUAAAUAUUAAUAGAAAUAGUGUAGGACGAUCUCAAAUUAAAUUAUUACAUUAUGGUCCUUAGUAUACAGGUAAACCACCUAAAAACAAAAAAAACAAAGAUGAAAGUCCCUUCCUUUUAGAUUCAUAAUCAGCUGAAGAAAUUGAAGGAUUUAGUAAUUAAGCUUGGAAGAAUUAUCCUUUAGAGAUUUUGAUGAUAAUUUUAAGAUUUAUAAGUUUUAUUACUAAAUCAAACUUUGCUACAAGUUUUAGACUUAUAAAUAGAAAUGUUUUUGAAAUUAUAGGAGACAAAUCAGCAUAUUUUAGAUAUUAUUUAUUUAAUGAUUAUUUCAAAUAUGAAGUAUUGAUGUAAAUUAAUUUAAGAAACCAAAUCCAUAUGAAAAAAUGAAAUAUUAAUUAAAUCAAUAAGUAUUUGUCCCUCUUAGAAGGAUGAAGGUUUAUAAUUAUUUUAAUAAAAAUAAAUUAAUAUUACGCCCUGAGUCAAUAAUCUCAAUUGCAUGGAAUAUAUAUAUACUAACUAUUUUAAAUAUGAAUGUUUUAUAUGUAAGUGCAAGAGUCGCAUUUAAGUUUGAUACCAAUAAUUCACUUGAAGAUAGUUUUUAAUAGUUUAGAUGGGUUUUAUUUGAUGUUUUGCCCUCAUAUUCUUUUAUUUUAGAAAUAUUAAUUAAAUUUAAUACCUGUUAUUAUUACAAAGGAACAGUAAUAGAAAAUAGAUAUCAAAUAGCUAAAAACUAUAUACGAACAUGUAAAAAUGUAUGUAAUAAUAUAUAGCAUUUUUUUUUGAUGUAUUUGUUAUUAUUCCUUUUUUCAUAAGUCUUCAAUUUGAAUUAGACUAUUUAGAUUUAGUUAUAAUUUUAAAAGUGUUUUAGAUUGCAAAACUUAGUGGAAAUUUAUUUGAUAGGCUUGAACUUUCAUCAAGUUAAAUAGCCAUAUUUGAUUUAGUUAAAUUAGGGUAUACAAUUUUAGUUGUUGCUCAUUUUUGUGCUUGUCUAUGGUUUUUAGUUGGUACUACUGGAAGUGAUACAACUACUUGGGUUAUAAAAAAUGAUUUAUAAGAUUAACCUUGGCUUGCUUAAUAUUUAACAUCAUUUUAUUUCAGCAUAGUAACAAUGACAACAAUAGGAUAUGGUGAUAUAACUCCAUAAAAUUUAAGAGAAAGAAUGUUUACUAUUUGUAUGACAGUAGCUGCUGUAGGUAUUUUUGGAUACUCUAUUGGUAAUAUAAAUAAUAUUUAUGCUGAUUGGAGUAGAAAGACAAUUGAAUUUAGAUAGAAUAUGAAUGAUCUAAAGAAAUAUCUGAGAUUAAAAGGAUUAGAUAAAAAUCUAGCUGAAAAAAUAAGAAAAUAUUUUGAAUAUAUAUGGUGUGAUGCUGAAGAUGAAAAUGAUAGAGAAACAUUUAAAUUUUAAGAAUAAAUUCCAACUUAAUUAUAAGAAGAAAUGAAAAUUGAUAUAAAUAUGAAAAUAAUUAGGAAGAUUAAAUUCUUAACUGAUAAUUUUAGUGAGGAAUUUCUGAUUUUAUUGUCUAAAAAUUUAAUUGAAGAGAAAUUCGCCCCUGAAUAAAUUAUAUAUAAAGUAUUUAAUAUCUAUAUAUCCUAGUAAAAUGAAGUAAGUGAUUAUCUAUAUAUUCUUUAAAAAGGAGAAGUAGAAUUUUAUGUUAAUUUAAAUAACAAAUAAGAAUCAUAAAAAGUAUUAGAAUAAUACUCUGGGGAUUCAUAACCUUUUGGUGUUCUUGAAUUUUUUGAAAAAUAGAAUUAUUAAGUAUCAUGUAAAUCUACUUAAUUCACAUAUUUGUUAAAAAUUCAUAGAAAUUAAUUUAUUGAAUUAUUAUAAUAAAAUUCAAAAGAUUAUGUAUAAAUUGAUUAUGAAAUUAGUCAACAUUUUGUUAAAUGAGAGAUUAAGUAACCUAUUCAAAUGCAAAAGAUGUUGUUGAUGUUUCAUGUAGAGCAUGUAAUAAAACAUCACAUGUAAUACGAGAAUGUCCAUUAGUAUGUGGAUAUCCAAAUAGAUCUAAAGUUCUAUUAAACUAUAGAAGAAAUGUUCCUUCUGAUAGAAGUGUUUAUAGGAGAACUUUAAAUAGGAGAGUUGAUACUCGAUUAGAAUCUCAUGAUGUUAAAAAUAGUAUUUUAUUAUUUAUUUGCAAAAACAAAUUGAUUGAUGAAAUUUAUAAUAAAACUGGUAAUUAUAUUUUUAUUAACUUUUAAGAUGAGGAAGAGUAGAAUGAUUCAGAAGAAGAAACUUAUAACACUUUUAAAGUUGGUUACAAAUUGACAAUCACUUAAUAAAUUGAAUCAAAAAGACCUUUAUGUUUUUAAGGUUGUAAUGAUGCAUUAUAAGAUGAAGAAUUAGUAAAUUUAUUAUAAUUAUUUAUAGCAAAAUAAAAUUAAGGAAAUUGUAAAAUACCUCAAAAAAAAAUAAUUAAAUUCAAUAUCUCAAGAGAAAAAAUAAGGAUUGAAAUUAGAAGCUGAAAAGACUAUGAAUUUUAAUUCAUUAAUGAAGGGUUCUGAAACUUCACACUUAUUAUAACCCUAAUAAUAAUAAAAUGGUUAGGAUUUAGUUUAAUAAGAUUUAAACAGAAGAACUUCUAAAAUAACUCAAGGUAAACCUCGAAAUUUAUUUGAUAUUGUUAUUUAAGGUUCAUUAGUAGCUCCAGUACCUUCUUAAAAUAUAUUAACAAUCUUUGAACAAUAAGAUUAAGAUGAGGAAUUCGAUAAAAAAAGAGGAUAAUAUAUUGAAUUAUUUGAAGGAUUUGAAAGAUUUAAAAAUUUUGAAAAUUAUCUUUAACAUAACAAUUUGGCUACAAUCAUUCGAAAGAGAGAGAAAAAACGGAAAUAUUUAUGA
Paramecium sonneborni is the source of this 3089-nucleotide messenger RNA. NCBI's taxonomy places the organism in Eukaryota, Ciliophora, Oligohymenophorea, Peniculida, Parameciidae. The record is from the annotation of a GenBank genome assembly.